Molecule: messenger RNA, 1053 nt
Organism: Durusdinium trenchii
Lineage: Eukaryota; Dinophyceae; Suessiales; Symbiodiniaceae
Source: the annotation of a GenBank genome assembly
AUGCUGGGAGUGGUCCGGGCGGUGCGACUGCUGCGCAUCCUGCGAAUGGUGCAUCUCUUGCAGAUCCUCCCGGCCUUGGCCUUGCUGGUGAAAGGUCUCGUCAGCACGAUUAUCACCAUCAUGGAUGCGAUGAUCCUACUGGGCAUUAUCUCCUAUAUCGGAGCCUUGAUCUGUAGCGAGGUCCUGGGCCGCAAGGACCCGCCCGGAAGGACGAAGCCUGAAGGCUUCUUGACACACAUCCAGCUGGUCUUAGUGGAGGGUUGGCCCACGAUCUCUGCAGCGAUGCUGAAUGAUUCAAAGUUUUGGGCGGCUUAUUUGGUGGUCUUCAUUUGCUUGAGCAACUUUGCCCUCCUGAACCUGGUCACAGGUGUGGUGUGCGAGCGGGUCAUGGAGCUGGCCCGACAGCUGCCACCCGCCUCGUUCGAAGAGAAGGAGUUCGAGUUCGAGAUGCUGAAACAACAGGUGGCGGAGUUGUACGAAGCGACUCCCAAGAAGAAGUCCAAGUACUUGUCGCAGCAUGAGUAUAUCAGGCUCUUCAAGUCGGUUCUGGCCAAUGAGGUUCUGGAUGACUUAAAGGUGACCCUGCCAUCGCAGAAUGACCUGCUGCAGUGCUUGAUUGAUGAAGAUGCCAAUGGCAAAGUGACUUGUAGCGAGCUUCAAGAAGGUCUCAUGCGCUUGCGCUCCAACCGCUUCGACGAGGUGAGUCGCGCCAUGCAAUGCACGGUGCGGAAGUGCACGAACCGGAGCUUUCGAGAGAAGCUGAAAGCUGCAAUCUGCGAAGUCUUUCAAGCGCGGACUUCGAACCUGCAGGGCCAGUUGAGGAGCACCAUGGAUUCCACCAUGGACCACGCGGAGGAGCAAAUAUCAGAGCUUCGCAGGAAAGAGGUGAGAAAACAAGAGAAGAAUCUGAUGGAAAAGACCUAUGCCAUGAAGACCUUGUCCUAUGCCAUUGCGGCCUUGCAGAAAGAAUGCUCGAAUGCAUUUCUACCCAGCAUUGGAGCUUUGAGUGACUACAAAGGAAACACGACCUUUGGGAUUGCUGAGUAUGAGUAA